Poecilia latipinna (sailfin molly) is the source of this 1995-nucleotide messenger RNA. RefSeq names its product RNA polymerase II subunit I (gene polr2i). Gene Ontology annotation, cellular component: RNA polymerase II, core complex. Lineage: Eukaryota; Metazoa; Chordata; Actinopteri; Cyprinodontiformes; Poeciliidae. The transcript has 6 exons. Gene Ontology annotation, molecular function: nucleic acid binding; zinc ion binding; DNA-directed RNA polymerase activity. The coding region runs from base 127 to 507 and encodes 126 amino acids. The record is from RefSeq and is a predicted model, not a curated record. Gene Ontology annotation, biological process: maintenance of transcriptional fidelity during transcription elongation by RNA polymerase II; transcription initiation at RNA polymerase II promoter; transcription-coupled nucleotide-excision repair.
UUUCUGAAAGCAACACAACCGUCACCCCGCUUUACAUGCUGUUUUUGAAUGGUAACGACUACAUAAACAGACGUUGCGCCGUUUAUCUUGAUUGUCGGGUUCUUUCUUUCAGUAAAUCAAUUUCAGAUGGAUUUAGAAGGUGGAACAUACGAGCCGGGAUUUGUUGGAAUACGAUUUUGUCAAGAAUGUAACAACAUGUUGUACCCAAAGGAAGACAAAGAGAACCGCAUCUUGCUGUAUGCGUGUAGAAACUGUGACUAUCAGCAGGAGGCUGACAACAGCUGCAUCUAUGUCAACAAGAUCACCCACGAAGUUGAUGAACUGACACAAAUCAUUGCUGAUGUAGCCCAGGAUCCAACGCUGCCGAGAACAGAGGACCACCCCUGUCCAAAAUGCGGUCACAAGGAGGCAGUGUUCUUCCAGUCUCACAGUAUGAAGGCUGAGGAUGCUAUGCGUUUGUAUUACGUCUGCACGGCCCCUCAUUGUGGACACCGGUGGACAGAGUAGCACCUGUACGAUCAUGAAGAGCUCCAUCAUUUGCCUCUAAUGGCAGGAUUUCUACCCUAGCAUGUGGACAAGUCCCAAAUGGUCCAAGCAAGUAGGAACCAUGUGAUGGAUUUAUAUAUAUAUAUAUAUAUAUAUAUAUAUAUAUAUAUAUAUAUAUAUAUAUUGAUACUGACAACCACUUUCUGGAUAGGAUAUGUUUGGAAGUGAUCAGUUUCAGUUAUAGAUUUGUAGAAUCUGUUUUUAGGUUUGGUCUGUAAUUAAACUUUUUUUUUUAUUAAAAAAAUUAAAAAGUUCAGCUUGUGUUAUUUCUUCACAAAACUUUCUUAGUGCACUUGUUUAAAUUUAGGACAUUUUAUUUAAAAUAUUGAACCAUUGAGUCCAGCUUGGCUUAUGUUCUGAAUUUAAACUGUUUUUGUGAGAGGAAGAACAUGGAAGAUUUUCUCUAAUCCACAAAGAGUUGCAAUUGCGCAUAUACCCCACUAAACAAUGGGGAAAAUGGUGCGUGAAUCUAUGCAAUUUUUUUUAAGCCAUCAACAAACUUCUGGCAUAGUCCUGCCUGAAUAUUUGAAUUGUUUUAUUAUUGAUGCUCAUUUAAGUUGGUUUGUGUAAUCCAAAAAGUUUUAGUGCUUUCACUUUUACUUUGUAUACAUUUCAACAUUCAAGCUGUUUGAAAAGUUGAACAUUAUAAAGUCAUUCCUUCUUAUUUAUCAGUCUGUCAACUUUGUGUACCAGUACCACUAGUGGCACAGACCAUCUUUAUGAUGCUGCCACCACAAUGUUUUUCUUGCAUUUUAAAGCCCCAUUUUGACAGUUUUUGGUAGGUUGCAGACCUUAGUGGUUCCCGUUUAGUUCCUGAAAAUUCUAUGUUGACACAGUUUGGGUUUCUAAAAGUCAGAUGAACACAAACACUUAAUCAAAACUGGUUUUGAGAUGGAUCAAAGUGGUGAACCUGGAGUUUCUGGGCUGAUCUGCUCAAAACUCUGUUAAAAUGUUGUGGCUAGGCCAAAAAAAAACUCAAAGUAAAUAUUACUUUCAAUCCUGUGACUGCAUGAAAACUGCUGACAAUGAGGUUUUUGCAGAUUAACAGUAAGUUCAGCUGUACUGUACAGUCCACAUUGUCCUUGUAUUUCCUCCUUUAAUAUCUACUGUUAGAUCGUUGUGAUAAUCCUUUUUCUGCACUAACAGAAAUGAUUUUAAAGUCAAAGAUUUAGCCAAAUGAAUGGCAGAUUUAUGCUUUAACAGGAUUCAUUCACCAUUGUUCAGCACUUAUGACUGUGUUAUUUCCUAAAGUCAGAGCUCACACUAAGACUGAUGGAUUUUCCUAAUCUCUGAAUCACUGGGGGAAAUUACUUAGAUUUAGACAGAUAAGCUGCUUCAACAACAAACCAACAGAAUCAAAUAUUAAUGUGCUGCCUUCCUUGGAAAAUUCUUAAACUUAAGUUGGAUGUCUUUUCCCAAGUUGUUUUACUAGUUUUACAUCUUGAUUUG